CACACACACGGACACACACACCUGCAGCACACAUCCCUAGAGCAGCUGGAUCAGGAGCAGGGGCUGCCUACUGCAACCAGUGGGACAUAGUGCACAGUCCCAGCAAUGUCUUGGAUGGCAGGGGACCCCUUUAUCAUCAUCAUGGCACUAAAGCUCUCACGGCUAUAGAUACCUUCUUCCCUGGGGAACAGCUUGGCACCCCAAACUUCAUUCACAGACCCCCAACAGGACAAUACCAGGGGCAUCAUCAAGUUUAAAGAGGAAGUCAAGACAGAAGCUCCAUAAUAACAGCUCAACAGAUCAAGACCAUUGGGAUUCCAUGUCUUCUUUAAAGUCACUCUAGAGUUUCAUUUGGGAAUUACUCCACCUCUGCCUCCAUGUUUCUUCUGUGGGGGGUCAGUAAGAGGCACCUUCAAUGUGUGACACAAUUACAAAUGUAUAGCCAAUCAAACCAGUCAACUUCCUCUCCUUGGAAGUUUGCAUUCAUUCAUAUGAAUGUGUCUAACACUUCAGGUUGGGGAAAGAUUGUGGGAUGCGUGAAACUGGAUGAAAAACAUGAUGUGACGUGAUCGCCAUCUGCGGCAACUACAUUUUGCCAAGAUUGUACGUUUGUUUCAUUAAACCUGCAGGUCCCUGUAUGAAAUCUAUCUCCUUAUGAAGUCUCCCAGUAAUGUUGGACAAGUGGAUGCCCGGACGCCACCAAGAAUCGAGCGCAACACUGGUGGGGGUCCCCGUCAAGUAAGACGGGCGGGGAACACCAUGCCAGAAUAACCGCAGGACAGGGAUACCUGGAGUGCGGAAGAUGUGCUCGAAGAAGGGAGACGCACAGAAGAAAUUCCCAAUUUUUAGGACUAUGCAGAGAACAGAAUGGUGUCAGCCAAGGAGACAGAUAUGUACGAAGCCAUCUUGGAAACUAAUGAUGGAUCCAGCUCAGAUGCCGGCUGGUACUUCCCUUACCCACUGGGCUUCCAGGUUUCCCUUACCAGCUUCCUUAUGCUGGAAAUUGUGUUGGGUUUUAGCAGCAACUUGACAGUACUUGUCCUCUACUGUAUGCAGUCAAACCUGGUGGACUCUGUCAGUAACAUGGUGACUAUGAACCUUCAUGUUCUAGAUAUCAUCAUCUGUGUAAUCUGUGUCCCGCUGACCAUAGUCAUCAUCCUGAUCCCGCUGGAGCAGAACAUUGCUCUGGUUUGUUGCUUCCACGAGGCAUGUGUCACUUUUAGUAGCAUCGCUACAGCCAUAAAUGUCUUGGUUAUCAGUUUGGACAGGUAUGACAUCUCAGUGAGACCAGCUAACCGGGUCCUAACCCCAAGCCGCAUGGUUUUGCUCCUGUCCUGCGUCUGGUUUGUGUCUCUUAUGGUUUUCUUCAUUCCUUUCUUUGAAGUGGAAUUUUUUGGUGACCCAGAUCACAUGGCAACAUGGCAGAACCGAACUUUGCUCUGUGUCAGUGUCAACGAGUACCACACAGAAUUGGGCAUGUAUUAUCAUUUGGUUAUUCAGAUUCCUAUCUUCUUUGCUGCAGUGGCUGUUAUGCUUGUCACCUACACCAAAAUUCUACAGGCCCUGAACAUUAAGAUUGGAAACCAUUUUAAGAGAAGCCAGCGUCGGAAAACAAAGAAGAGAAAAAAAAGGAAAUCAUCAGACCAAAGCACCAUGGGGGAGACCAAAAGACUGGCCCCUCCAACGGGGAUACAGAACCCUCCUUUGAGGGUCCAAGCUUCUGUUUCUGUCAUUAUUGCCUUGAGACGGGCAGUAAAACGUCAUCGGGACCGCCGAGAACGCCAAAAGCGUGUCUUCAGGAUGUCUCUAAUUAUCAUCACAACCUUUUUACUAUGUUGGGCUCCAAUUUCUAUUGUGAACCUUCUUAUCCUUUGUCUGGGGCCCAGUGACCUUCUGGUGAAGUUACGUAUCUGUUUCAUCACUAUGGCUUAUGGCACAACCAUCUUUCACCCUCUAUUAUAUGCUUUCACUCGGCAAAAGUUCCGCAACGUAUUGAAGAAUAAGAUGAAAAAGAGGGUUGUUUCGGUGUUGCAAGUCGAUCCAGCUCCUGGUGGGACUGUCAUACAUAAUUCUUGGAUUGAGCCCAAGAAAUCCAGAAAAGCGAAAUUAGAGUGCAGUGAUGGGACUGAUCGAUGUUUGACAGAUGCUGUGAAGGAGUGAUAAUAUGUUUUAUCUCAGAGUUGGUUGCAUUUUAUGGCUGUGGGAAAGCAGCACAUAGGUUUCAUUGAUUUAAAGAAUAUACAUUCAAAGGGCAUUUUGGGAACUUAGUAAGAUAUUGCCCUUAAAUAUAUCCAAGAAAAGCACUGCCAUCUUACCUCUGUGGCCUGGCUUGCCACAAGUCCAUUCAGCCCAUCCGGUUGAGGAUGGAUUUAUCCAGGUGAUGCUGUUCCUUCUGUAAAAGGCCAGGAGCAGUAUGUUUCACAUCAUUCUACCAAUGCUCACCAUUAUGGGACUACUUACAAUUUUUUAUGAGGAUAGUGAGUAUUGUCGCAUGCAUUGACCUUCCAUAAACCAUACUGGAUAUCUAUCAGCAGCUCUAAAAUAUAUGAAUAAAGGACACGCAAAAAACAUCAAAAAAAGAAAUAUCUAAAAGGGGUCAAAAACACUGUAUUUUUAUACAAAUAAUAUAAAUGGUUUUAACUCAUUAUUAACAGCCAUGAACUGAAAAUUUUUAAUUGUAUGAUUAUUUUCUUUUUUUUUUUUUGUUGAAAUUUCAAAAAAAUCCGUAGGGUGUGUUGUAAAAAUAUUCAGUCUUCAAAAAUGACUUUUGGGACAGUUUAGUCAACGUGCGUUAGUUUGCACAAGUUUUAACUCUACAAAUAAUAUUAAAUGUAUUCUUCCACUUUUCUUUAAAAAAAAGAAGCAACAAAAAUUUGCAAAAUGUAAAAAAAAAAAAAAAAAGUGUGUAACCUUCCAUUUUUAUUAAGGCUUCAAAAAAAAUAAAAAUAAAAAUAGAACAGGUGGCAAAAAAGGGAGCUGCCUAUAGUUGCAAGUCCUUAAAUUGUGAAUGAAUUGCUGUUCCUGUUUGUUGCAUCAUGUGGUUUGUCCAGCUCGUCAUUAAAGCACAAUUGGAUUUAUGUCUUGGCAAUAGGAUACCAUAAUCAGCGUAAAAAACACUGUAAAGAACCUCAAGCUACUGUUCCUAAAGGCUUGAGGUUCUCAUGUCUUAAAAACUGAAAGUGGACAUCUCACUGUGCACAACGGGAGCAACCAUUUUAUGAGCUGGACCAAUAGUCCAGUGGCGCAGUCACUCUUUAGUAAGCAGUGUUGCAUGAAUAGUAGUUAAGCUUAUUGAAUAUUAGCCAUAGAGUGCCACGGUAAUGUCAAGGUUUUCGGAUCACAAAAUGGCUGCUUCUGCUGUGUCUAAGUAAGGCUUACCUAGUAACCAGGUGCAGAGAGUCCAUAGCUUUAGAUUAGUGAACUAUGUUAGGCUGACAUAAGGUCAACCCUGAUUGCUAUUGAUCACAUGGAAGGGAUUGGGUUAUUGGGGACCUUUUUAUUGGUAUUUCCAUCAUUUAUGAAUCCAUAUUGUAAAGUGUUUGUCAUUUAUGCAGCUGUCAUGGGUAGCACAUUUUAUAGAGCAUUUCCGUACUAUUCCAUAUAAAUCAUUUCUUAGCUACAACUGAGUAAUAAAGAAAUAUAAUAAUAAUAAAGCUUUUAAUUUAUUUUAUCCAUUGUGUUUUGUGUCAGGAAUAAGAUAAAACAUAUAAACUGCAAGAAUCAUGGGAUAUCAGACAUCAUGAGUAUGUCUGGUCUUUUUACAGUAUACAGCACAUGAGAAUAGAUGGUGAGAAGCUUUUAAAUGGAAUCUGUGAGGUCCCUUAAAGGGGUACUACGCCCCUAGACAUCUUAUCCCCUAUCCAAAGGAUAGGUGAUAAGAUGUCAGAUCGCAGGGGUCCCGCUGCUGGGAACCCCCGCAAUCUCUCCUGCAGUACCCCUGCGAUCAGACAUCUUAUCCCCUAUCAUUUGGAUGGGGGAUAAGAUGUCUAGGGGCGGAGUACCCCUUUAAGGCCUAAAAAACCUCUGCAGUACCAAUCACACUUGCAUGACACACUGUGUGCCAAGCAGUUCAUGCAAAGCCUAGCACUCUGAGUGUCAAUUAAGUGGGAGUUGCUGGGAGGAGGGUAGAGGGACAGCCCCCCAUGCCUAGUUACCCUGCAGAAGAGAGAGAUAAUUAAAGUUGUGUUUUUAGAUACAGUAUCAGCAGAGGAAGUGUAUGGGCACAGCCCCCAAACUGUCUAAAAUCUACAAGGUACAGCUAAUAGGUUCCCUAAUAGGUACCCUUUAAAUGGGUGUAUCCAAAAGGACAAGGACAAAGCUGUUUCCUAACAUAUCAAAUUAUUGGGGUAAAAGCCAUAGGAAAUAUAGUCAAGUGAUACAUUUGUUGAUGGACAGGAGGUAUCGUGUCAUACACCCUUGUCAUACACUCUUGUAUCUCAGUUUCUCAAAUUAGCACAUAUGUAAUUAAUAGGGUUAUCAAGCAAGAGGGGGAUUUUCAAAACUUUGGCCACUUAAAAGUUUAUUAAAGCAAAAACAAAAAAAAACAUUUACUUACCUCCUACACUCCAGCAGUGCCUCUGGUGACCAGCUCCGGGCCCCGACUGAGCUCCUCUUCAGCUCCAGAAAUUGUGAUGCCUGGGUCCCGAGUAAUGUCAAGGCCUGGAGUGUCACACUGCCCUUCGAAACAUCACCACGGCCAGUGAUUGGCUGAGGGGCUAUCCAAUGUACUAGAUGUGACACUGUUUUUUUCUUUAAUGGUCCUUUCCACUUAGAAGCAUUAAGUGACUUUACACCAAAUUACUUAUUGCCCAUAGCAAUUUAUCACAGUGCAGCUUAAAUUUUUCUGAAGCAGAUUAGGCAAUACAAAUUCUGAAGUUCUGGUUGUUAUGAGCAACGGUGCCAAUUUUUCUUUUUUAUAGAGUAUUGAUGUAUGAUGCCCAUUGUGUAAAAACUUAAGAAAAGCUUUCAUUUUAUAAAAUAUACUUUCUAAUCAUGGAAUUAAUCUAACAAAGAUCAAUCAUGUAUGCAAUGGUGGAAUCACUUAAAAGAAAUAGGGUCUAUUAUUGGUGAAUAAUUUACAUUCUGCUUAAUCAAUAACAACUUGUCUGCAAAUUAUGAUCCAGUCUUUGAAGAACAGAAACCCCCAUCUUUUCCAUCCAUAACAACAAAUUGUACUCUAUUCUGUAUUAAACAUCAUACUCUGGGCUCAUGCAUCCAAGGGGCGGUCCCACUCACACAGUGUCAAUCAUUCAUUAGGACUGCCCACUGGAUUUAUAAGCCCAUGGUAAGCAGAAAUUUAAAUCAAUAUAUGACAAGUAGAGAUGAGAGAACUUUUCAAAAAUUCGAUUCGGCCGAUUCGCCCAAUUUUCCAGAAAAAUUUGUUUCAAUCCGAAUUUAUUCGCGGCGAAACUAUAUUAAAAAUGGCUAUUUCUGGCCUACAGAGAGCCUCAAUAGGGGUAUAGAACACUUUGCUGUGUUCUAACACGCAUAUGUUGUGUGCUGGGGUAGUGAAAUAAUAUUGUUAUUCAGAAUAACAUGCAGAUAACCGGCAUCGCUUUUAGAAUCACUGCCGCAGAGCGGCACAAUGAGAGAGCCUGGAGGUGGCAUCAGUAUGAGGAGACCAUAUAGUGGCUGAAUGACACAGCGUGAAGGUUUUGGCAGCAUGAGGAGACCAUAUAGUGGCUUAAUGACAAAGCGUGGAGGUGGUGGCAUCAUGAGGAGACCAUAUAGUGGCUGAAUGACAUAGCGAGCAGGUUGCGGCAGCAUGAGGAGACCAUAUAGUGGCUGAAUGAUACAGCGUGCAGCUGGUGGCAGCAUGAGGAGACCAUAUAGUGGCUGAAUGACACAGCAUGGAGGUGGCAGCAGCAUGAGGAGACCAUAUAGUGGCUGAAUGACACAGCUUGAAUGAGGCUGAAACAUAAGGAGACCAUAUAGUGGCUGAAUUACACAGCGUGGAGGUG
Hyla sarda is the source of this 5960-nucleotide messenger RNA. RefSeq names its product G-protein coupled receptor 22-like. The transcript has 5 exons. The record is from RefSeq and is a predicted model, not a curated record. Gene Ontology annotation, molecular function: peptide binding; G protein-coupled receptor activity. Bases 868 to 2160 code for a protein of 430 amino acids. Gene Ontology annotation, cellular component: membrane. Gene Ontology annotation, biological process: G protein-coupled receptor signaling pathway. Lineage: Eukaryota; Metazoa; Chordata; Amphibia; Anura; Hylidae.